This is a messenger RNA of Fraxinus pennsylvanica, 1503 nucleotides long. The record is from the annotation of a GenBank genome assembly. NCBI's taxonomy places the organism in Eukaryota, Viridiplantae, Streptophyta, Magnoliopsida, Lamiales, Oleaceae.
AUGUUCGCGAAGAAUUUGUGGUACUUGGUUACUUUUUCUCUGUGUUCUCCCUGCUUAAUCCAGGUCAUUGUCAGAGAGAUUGUUACCAGAACUGUUGUUGCACAGUUUAGGGCACAUAAGAGUCCUAUUCAAUCACUAUGCUUUGAUCCUAGUGGCAUUCUUUUAGUGACGGCUUCAGUUCAUGGUCACAAUAUCAAUGUUUUUCGUAUUAUGCCUGGACAUUCUGGAGCUUCUUCUGGCCCUUCUUAUUGCCAUAUUUAUAGGCUUCAACGUGGUUUCACAAAUGCUGUCAUACAGGGUAUAAGUUUUAGUGUUGACAGCCAAUGGAUAAUGAUUAGUUCAUCGAAAGGAACAAGUCAUCUCUUUCCUAUUUAUCCUUCAGGGGGGAUAGUAUCCACUGAUGCUUGUUUUAGUACCAGAAACACUGGAUCCAGCUUGAUGGCAGAUCCCAUGGUUUGCGAGCCACCAAGUUCAGGAUUGCAGGUGCUAACUCAACAGAGUGUCUGCGUGUCUGGGCCCCCAAUUACAGUUAAUGCUGUUAGCAGAAUAAGGAACGGAAAUAGUGGAUGGAGAAACACAGUGAGUGAUGCUGCUGCAGCUGCAACUGGGUGGACAAGUUCUCUUUCUGGAGUAAUUGCUUCUGCUUUCUACAACUGCAAAGCCAAUGAUUUGUAUGCAGAUACCAGUUCUCCUAAGAAAAACUAUUACCUGAUGGUUUUUUCUCCUUCUUGUAACAUUGUUCAAUAUGCACUGCGGCUCUCUCCUGUGGUUGAUAGCAAAACAUCUUUGCCUGGAGCAAGUCCCACUUGUGAAUCAGGCCUCGACUGUGAUACAAGAUUAGCAGUGGAGCCAAUUCAGAAGUGGAAUGUUUGUCAAAAACAAAACAGAAAGGAGCGAGAAGAUAAUAUCUAUGGUGAAAAAGUAAAUUCAGAUUGCAGUAAAGUAUUUCCCAAAAGAACGAGACACGAAAACAGUGUACGUUCCAAUGUUGUGGUUACAACUACAAAAGAUAAAAUGACCAAUGAAAGACAUCAUAUGUAUAUAUCUGAGGUGGAACUCCAGAUGCAUCAAAGUCGGAAUCCAUUGUGGUCGAGAUCUGAGAUAUAUUUUCAGUCAAUGCUGACUGAUGGCUGUAAUAUAGACGAGGAAGGUGCUUGUGUUGAAAGAAUCCCUGUUCGCACACUUGAAAUGAGGUCAAAAAACUUGGUUCCAGUUUUUUAUUAUCUUCAACCUUCCAAAUUUCAACAGGAGAGGAUUCCUGUUAUAAAUAGUGGCAACAAUGGCCAAACCCUAUAUCAGGGGUCUGAGAAUGGAGAACCAACCUACAGGAUCAGUUCUGGCUCUCUCGACUCAACUAACAACAUUGGCAUUGUAGUGGCUGAAUCAAACAAUGACGCUGAAGGAACAGGUCGUGAUGGUCUUCAGCAAAAGAAGGCUACGAGUUUGAUUAAAGGUUUGAAGGUAUAUUUUUAUUCUCUUGGAAGCUUCCUUGAAGUUUCAUAA